Carica papaya (papaya) is the source of this 834-nucleotide messenger RNA. RefSeq lists its product as uncharacterized. Gene Ontology annotation, cellular component: nucleus. NCBI's taxonomy places the organism in Eukaryota, Viridiplantae, Streptophyta, Magnoliopsida, Brassicales, Caricaceae. Gene Ontology annotation, molecular function: transcription cis-regulatory region binding; DNA-binding transcription factor activity. The record is from RefSeq and is a predicted model, not a curated record. Gene Ontology annotation, biological process: response to stress; positive regulation of DNA-templated transcription.
GCUGGCACUCAUUAUGCCACGUCAUCUAACAAAUAUCAUCUGUUUCAGGAAAUACAAAACGACAGUCGACAAAUCAAAUUUGUCCAAUACAAGCUUUUACUUAGUCUCCAAGGAAGGGAACUGGCAAGCCGCAAAAUCAAAUACGAAUACACAAGACAACAAACUUUCUUCGUGCAUAUACAAGACACAAAACCCUCAUUAUGGGUGUUGAUGUUUGGACGCGGCGUAUGUAAAUCUUGAGCUUUUUCUUCUCCAAUUUGACUAUACUGUUUCAUCUACUAUCGAGCCUCAAGAAUCAUGGGUAAGCAGAGUCGAGGGAAUUGUGGAGAAAGUGGAAGUACCAGCAGAUCGGGAAGGAGACGCAAUGGGAGGGACUCAGUGGAGGAUACUCUUGCCAAGUGGAAACAACUUCGGUUUCAAUUGGUUGGACAUGGCGGAAACCAGAAGCUCCCAGUUAAGAUUCAGGCUAAGGGUUCCAAGAAAGGAUGUAUGACAGGGAAAGGUGGACCUCAAAACUCGUCUUAUGGCUACAGAGGGGUGCGGCAGAGGCGGUGGGGCAAAUGGGUUGCUGAGAUUCGCGAACCAAUCAGCAUGGACGAAGUCUGUACUGGUAAACCCGGUAGGCUUUGGCUUGGUACUUUCUCCACCGCUCAUGAAGCUGCUCUUGCUUACGAUCAUGCUGCUACUGCCAUGUACGGUCCUUUUGCUCAUCUCAACUUUCCCAAUCCUUCCGUUGAAGCGCUGGAUAAUUCAUCUGAUAAACUGGGUUCAUCUUCUUCCGCUACUGCGACAACCCAUCAUCUGAUUCCGAUUCUACAUCUCUAACACUGAGGA